Heteronotia binoei (common prickly gecko) is the source of this 2610-nucleotide messenger RNA. Its product is annotated as oocyte zinc finger protein XlCOF6-like. Gene Ontology annotation, molecular function: DNA-binding transcription factor activity; RNA polymerase II cis-regulatory region sequence-specific DNA binding. The record is from RefSeq and is a predicted model, not a curated record. Bases 1 to 2610 code for a protein of 869 amino acids. The transcript is spliced from 5 exons. Gene Ontology annotation, biological process: regulation of transcription by RNA polymerase II. Lineage: Eukaryota; Metazoa; Chordata; Lepidosauria; Squamata; Gekkonidae.
AUGCAACAGCAGAGAAAAGCCUCGCAGCGGGUGCAGCCGGAGCCCGGGAAGCUUUACUCUCGAAUGUGGGGACGAUCCACGCAGACGGAAGCCAAGUUCUCUGAGGAAGAAGGAGGUCCUCCAUCAGAGAAAGGUCAGAGGGCGCAGGCCCAGGAACAUGCCCAAGAUGCCCUCUCAAGUGGCAGUGAAGAGACGGUGUCGAGCCAUCACCUUUGCAGAGGAGUGGAAACGGCUACUCCACCUCUGGUCCAGUUUCCCUUUUCCUUUGAGGAGGUGGCUGUGUAUUUCACCCUGUCUGAGUGGGCCCUGCUGGAUCCGGGCCAAAGAGCUCUUUACAGGGAAGUCAUGCUGGAGAACUAUGGGAACAUGUCCUUUCUGGCAGGGGACGAUCAAAGGAAUGAGGAGGGUGAGGAACUGCAUCCUCUAUUGCCGGAUGAAGCCAAGAAUGAAGACUUGAGAGGCAACUUCCAAAAUCAAGGUGGACCAAAGAGAAAGAAAAGAAGCCACAUGGCCAAGAAGAGGGGUCAACCCAUUCCUUGCCAAGUGGAGGAUUUCCAAGAACUAAUUUGCAUGGUGAAGGAAACAUGCAAGUGCUUGGCUUGUGGAAUGAACUCAGAUCAAUCCCAGUAUAAUGACUACAUACGAAUCCAUAGUGGAGAGGAGGCCCAUCAACGGCUGGCAUGUGGAAAGAUAAUGACUUGCAGAGGAGAGCUCCAUGGACAUCAAAGAAUACAUACUGGAAAGAAAUCUUACAACUGCUCAGACUGUGGGAAGAGCUACUCAGAGAGAUUAGACCUUGUUCGACACCAAAGGAUUCACUCAGGAGAGAAACUGUUUAUGUUUUCAGAGUCUGGAAUGGCGUUUUCUGAGGGAGGAAAACGUAAUAGCUGUUUUCCAAAGCAGAGAACAAUGAAGGCAUAUAAAUGCUUCCAGUGCAGAAAGUACUUCAGAUACAGAUCACAGCUCUUUCUGCAUAAAAGAAUCCACACAGGUGAAAACCCUUUGGAAUAUUCAGAGUGUGGGAAAAGAUUCAGUAAGAGCAGCAAUCUUAAAAAACAUCUAAAAACCCACACUGGGGAAAAGCCCUUUGAAUGUUCAGAGUGUGGGAAGAGAUUCAGUCAGAAGGGCAAUCUUCAAAAGCAUCUAAGAACUCAAACAGGAGAGAAAUCUUUUGAAUGCUCAGAGUGUGGGAAGAGAAUCAGACAGAAUGGCGAUCUUCAGAAACAUCUACAAACCCCCACAAGGGAGAAGCCUUUUGAAUGUUCAAAGUGUGGGAAGAGAUUCAGUUAUAGUGGCACUCUUCAAAGACAUCUAAGAACACACACAGGGGAGAAGCCUUUUGAAUGCUCCGAGUGUGGGAAGAGAUUCAGUCACAAAGGCAAACUUCAGAAACAUAUAAGAACCCACACAGGGGAGAAACCUUUUGUAUGCUUAGAGUGUGGGAAGAGAUUUAGUCAGAAAGGCAAUCUUCAAGAACAUCUAAAAACCCACACUGGGGAGAAACCCUUGGUAUGUUCAGAGUGUGGGAAGAGAUUUAGUCGUAGUGGUGAACUUCAAAAGCAUCUAAGAACUCACACAGGAGAGAAGCCUUUUGAAUGUUCAGAGUGUGGGAAGAGAUUCACUCAGAAUGGCGAUCUUCAGAAACAUCUACAAACCCACACAGGGGAACAGCCUUUUGAAUGCUCAAAGUGUGGGAAGAGAUUCAGUCAUAGUGGCAGUCUUCAAAAACAUCUAAGAACACACACAGGUGAGAAGCCUUUUGAAUGCUCAGAGUGUGGAAAGAGAUUCAGUCACAAAGGCAAUCUUCAGGAACAUCUGAGAACCCACACAGGGGAGAAGCCUUUUGAAUGCUCAGAGUGUGGGAAGAGAUUCAGUCAGAAAGGCCAUCUUCAAAGACAUAUGAGAACCCACACAGGGGAGAAGCAUUUUGAAUGCUCAGAGUUUGGGAAGAGAUUCAGUCAAAAAGGCAGAUUUCAAGAACAUACAAGAACCCACACUGGGGAAAAGCCCUUUGACUGCUCAGAGUGUGGGAAGAGAUUCACUCAGAAUGACGGUCUUCAGAAACAUCUACGAACCCACACUGGGGAGAAGCCUUUUGAAUGCUCAGAGUGUGGAAAGAGAUUCAGUCAGAAAGGCCACCUUCAAAGACAUAUGAGAACACACACAGGGGAGAAGCCUUUUGAAUGCUCCGAGUGUGGGAAGAGAUUCAGUCACAAAGGCAAUCUUCAGGAACAUAUGAGAACCCACACAGGGGAGAAACCUUUUGAAUGCUCAGAAUGUGGGAAGAGAUUCGGUCACAAAGGCAAUCUUCAGAAACAUAUGAGAACCCACACUGGGGAGAAACCUUUUGAAUGCUCAGAGUGUGGGAAGAGAUUCAGUCGGAAAGACAAUCUUCAAGAACAUAUGAGGACCCACAUGGGGGAGAAGCCUUUUGAAUGCUCAGAGUGUGGGAAGAGAUUAAGUCAUAGUGGCAGUCUUCAAGGACAUCUAAGAACACACACAAGGGAGAAGACUUUUGAAUGCUCAGAGUUUGGGAGGAGAUUCAGUGUAAGUAGCAAUCUUCAGGAACAUCUAAGAACCCACACAGGGGAGAAGCUUUUUGUAUGCUAA